Messenger RNA from Rubroshorea leprosula, 702 nucleotides. Lineage: Eukaryota; Viridiplantae; Streptophyta; Magnoliopsida; Malvales; Dipterocarpaceae. The record is from the annotation of a GenBank genome assembly.
GAACACCCCCAAUACCGCCACCGAAACCAAACUUCCGCUUCAUAAAGUCAACCCAGUUUAUUCUUUCGAUUUCGACAAUGGCAGAAACACUGACCGAAGAUCAAGUUGCUGAGUUCCGGGAAGCCUUUUGUCUGAUUGACAAGGACUCCGAUGGCUGCAUUACUUUGGAGGAAUUGGCGUUGAUGAUCCAAUCUUUAGAUGGAAACCCCACAAAAGAAGAAGUUCAGGACAUGAUCAGUGAGGUUGAUGCUGAUGAAAGUGGCACCAUUGAUUUUGAAGAGUUCUUGAAUAUCAUGACUAGGAAAACGAAGGAAAAUGUUGCUGAUGAGAUAAAAGAAGCUUUCAAAGUUUUUGACAGAGAUCAAGAUGGAUUUAUAUCAUCAACUGAGUUGAGACAAGUGAUGAUAAAUCUGGGGGAGAGAUUGUCAAUGGAAGAAGCAGAGCAGAUGAUCAGAGAAGCCGAUUUAGAUGGAGAUGGACUGGUCAGCUAUGAGGAAUUUGCCAGGAUGAUGAUGGCUUUCCAAUAGAAAUGGAAAAAAAAAAAAAAAAAUCAGAAAUUGUACCAAUGUUUGUCGGAUUUUUCCUUACAAUUGACAUACGAUUUGUUUCGGUGAUGUCCAAUCAGAUAAAGUAUGUAUGUGCUCAUGCUAGAAGCAGUACUGGAAACUGUUAAGGGAAAAAGAAUAAAGGUUAUGUACAGUA